AACAACGGUGCUCCAGGAAAAGAUGGAGAACCAGGCAAAGAUGUUGAACCGGGCGCUCACUUUGAGGAUAUCUGCAUGAAUUGUCCGCCAGGACCACCAGGCGAAAUCGGCAGUCCCGGGCUGAAAGGACCGCCUGGAGCACCUGGACCUGUAGGCUUACCCGGAUAUUCAUCGUAUCAGCCGGGUCCACCGGGUCCACCCGGUCCACCUGGUCUUGUAGGCCUUCCUGGUCCUCAGGGCCCGAAAGGUGCACCAGGCCGUGACGGCACUAUUAUUCCAGGUUUGUCUAUAGUAUCCUCAUAG
This is a messenger RNA of Gongylonema pulchrum, 303 nucleotides long. NCBI's taxonomy places the organism in Eukaryota, Metazoa, Nematoda, Chromadorea, Rhabditida, Gongylonematidae. The record is from the annotation of a GenBank genome assembly.